Archocentrus centrarchus (flier cichlid) is the source of this 3493-nucleotide messenger RNA. Its product is annotated as hippocalcin-like protein 1. The transcript has 5 exons. NCBI's taxonomy places the organism in Eukaryota, Metazoa, Chordata, Actinopteri, Cichliformes, Cichlidae. Gene Ontology annotation, molecular function: calcium ion binding. Bases 434 to 1015 code for a protein of 193 amino acids. The record is from RefSeq and is a predicted model, not a curated record.
CUCCGCUGCCGUCCUGUCCAGUGCUGGCUCCUGGAGGAGAGAAAGCGCCAACCGCUGCCGCAGCACCAGCUCUCCACAGCAGCACCACCACUGCUGCCUGCACGGUAUCAUGGUUUGAGGGGCUCGGCUGCUGUAUCCAGGGGCCAAUAAGUCAGUCACUCAGCCAGCGCGCGUGUGGAUGUGUGUGAGCGUGCACUGAGAAGCAGCAGUAAGAGCACGCGACCGGUGCAGCGACGCUAUCCAACCAGGAGCUCCGGAGGAAGUCGCAGAGAGCGAGCCGAGCAUCCCCGCAUCUCUCCCCGGCUGUCCUGCAGCAGGGAUACCUUCCUCUCCAGCACCGACACUGCCUCGCCUAUUCGGGUGUGAAAAGCAGCCUGGCUAGUGCUAUAGUCGCUGUUGUUGUCAAGGAAACCCAGAGUCCCAUCCCGUUGCCAUGGGGAAACAGAACAGCAAACUGCGGCCAGAGGUGCUGCAGGAUCUCCGUGAGAAUACCGAGUUCUCCGAUCACGAAUUGCAGGAGUGGUACAAGGGUUUCUUGAAGGACUGCCCCAGUGGUACCUUGAAUGUGGAGGAAUUCAAAAAGAUCUACGCCAAUUUCUUUCCCUACGGCGAUGCCUCCAAGUUUGCUGAGCACGUCUUCCGAACUUUUGACACCAAUAGUGACGGGACAAUAGACUUCCGGGAGUUCAUCAUCGCCUUGAGCGUGACGUCACGGGGAAAGCUGGAGCAGAAGCUGAAAUGGGCCUUCAGUAUGUACGACCUGGAUGGAAAUGGAUACAUCAGCCGUGAGGAAAUGCUGGAGAUUGUGGAGGCCAUCUACAAGAUGGUGUCAUCUGUGAUGAAGAUGCCAGAGGAUGAAUCCACGCCGGAGAAGAGGACGGAUAAGAUCUUCAGACAAAUGGACCUCAAUAAUGAUGGCAAACUGUCCCUGGAGGAGUUUAUUAAAGGUGCCAAAAGUGACCCCUCCAUCGUUCGGCUACUCCAGUGCGACCCCAGCUCAGCCUCCCAGUUCUAAAACUGCCCCUGCUGCAACCUCUUCUUUUUUGCUCUGUUGCUAUUGAAACAGUCACUCAAAUCAAUGCAUGAUGGUUCUCGUCUCUCAUGUUAUCUUUUCGUUGUUGUUGUUAUUGUGUGCAAGGAUGGUAGAGGAGAAUGAGGAAAGUCAUCACUGUCGUUUUAUGUCUGGGAGAACGAAGGGACGACGUGCGUAUAUAUAGCUAAUGAUCGGUUGACCGAGGCGCCCGCUAGUGUUCCAGAAUAUCUGUCUCUCUCGCUCUGGAACGUUGGAUUUCCAGGGAGCUUAUGAUGAAGUGUGGAUGGUUUUUUUUUUUGUUUCUUUUUUUUGCAGGGAGAGGAAUCAGUUUCUACUCCUACACAUAUGCACAUGUAGAUGUAUAUCAUGUAUAUACUGUAUGCUGUAUAUCAUAAGAUGAAGUGCAUCUGUCUUCAUAUAUGGCACACACUCUUUGGCAUUGAAAGGCAGUAUUAUGUAGCGUAGCUUCCUGGUCAGAUCCAAAUGUGUGGUUUGGUGGGGGGGGGGUUACUUCUGUAUGAUCUUUCACUUGACAAAAUGUUUUUAUUGAUACCUACUCGCAUUUUGUUGAUUUUUGAAAUUUGAAAUGCUUUUCACUUUCCAUUUGUACAUACUGUUUUUCCUCCUCCGUGUUUUAUUUAUUCAUUUUUAUUCUUAUUGUGCUUUUACUUUGAUAUGUUAAGAUGACCAUAUUGCAGUUUACAGUGACAGAGAGAGAGAGAGAGAGAACGGGAGUGAAGCUUGAGCUCUUUGUGGACUUGGAUGAAUUCCUGUAAAAUGAGUGGAUCCCAUUUUGCAUUUGAUCAAAGACACCAGUAGCACAUAUCACUUGAGCCGCCAUGUGUUUAUAUAAAAGUAUGGCUGUGCUUUUGGUCUGAAUGCGCGCGCGUGCAUGGGAACACACACUGUAUGCUUGAGGCUAACUUUUACAGUAUUAUCAUGUUGUGUUGUUUCUUAAUUUGUAAGUAUUUUAAAGUUCUUUAAAGAUGAGCAGUAAACUACUUAAGAUAGCUGUAACCGUUCAAUAUACUGCAUGAUCCUUCAAACCGGACGACGACAGAAUCCACACACGCACACAGUUUACGCACAGCGAUAUCUUUUUGUAGCUCUUCGGCCUCCUCAGCAUGGACCCCAGGCAGAAAUGAUUGGAUAUUUGUCUUGCUAUGGGAUAACACAGUCCUCCUACCCGGCGCUCUCUUUUCCUCUGACAGACAGAGAACUCACUAAGGGCUUAUUUAUCACUCUCUAGUUGAAUGCUUUUUGUUUUUACCUCCUGGAUUAGUCUGCUUGCAGAGCAGUUAGAUGAAGGGAUAUGUUUCAUGAGACUGCAGCGAGUUCAGAUCCGUGUUCCAAUUUGGAUCUGUUUUGAUCUUAUUUAUAAUUAGAGCAGCAAGAAUGUUGAAUAUUAAAAAAAAAAAGUUAUUUUAUCUCCUAUAUCAGUGACAAAUAAGUCUUGUGUGUUGUUAAGGUUUUAAAAGACUGAAUGCAAACAUGAAGAAAACCCAAACCCGAAAUAAACACAGCCACCGGUCGCAGCACAGCCAGCACCAUUCUCGUAUUAUGGCGCCUUAAAUGCCCCCAUUGUCAGAUCACUAUUGCCCUCUUGUGUUUUCAAGGCAAAACACAAAUAUCUUCAAAUUAAAGUAUUGGACAAAGCUAAUAGAAACUGUAUGUGAAUGAGGUGGACAGGAAAGCUUGAAUUGUCACUUCAGAUUUUCUCAUCAGGAUUAUCGUGAUAAAAAAAAAAACACGAUAAGGAUGCUGCGAUAUUUAUAGGAAGUAACGCAAAUGUGUGUCGUCUUCUUUUGCGUGGAGGAGGCGAGAAUCUUAUCUGCAUAAAAAUAUACAGUUACACAGUUGUGAUGCAUGUGCAUUAUUCACAUAACAUUUAUAUUUUAUUUUUAAAUAUCAGGAUUAAAGUUAGCGUGACACCUCUAAUUUGUAAUAUUUCAGUGUUUUAUUUCAGUGGUGUGCUGUUUGAAAAGAAAACUCCAUCAUACCAACUGUGAAGCAUCUUUUUUUUUUUUUUUUUUUCAGUUUUAUCUUGAUAUUAGCCACAAUUUAACUUCCUUACAAAUUGGACUACUGUACGCAGUGGGGGCUGAGAGUCGUCCUGGUGCUGCUGCAUCUAUGUGAUAUUUAACUAGUACCAAACACUUGCACAGGAGCUUCCUAACCAGCCUCACCUCUGCUUUGGGGAUCCUUUAGUGUCACUGCCUCCUGCUGGUAGGAUAAAGAACAACAGUUGCUACUCUCUGAUCUAUGACAGUGUAAUUCUUUUUCUAUUCUCACUGCCUCCGAUAAUGAACAGGUACCUUGUGAUUGAUAAAUACAAUCCCCCCGCCCCCUUCUUUCUUCCUUCCUAACUUUCCUACUUUUCUGUUGCAUGAAAACCUCAAUGUGAGGAUGUCAUGUUUAUUCUGUUGAACCUGAAAUCGAAAUAUAUGUUUCUAAGCUGCA